GAAAGCAUGAAUAAAAGAGAUUGGCCAUUCAUGAUGAUUCAGAGAAACGACAGCUCAGAUAACCUGGCUAUCCAUAUCAAAAAUGGGAUGAGAAACUUCAGGUAUAAGCCAGCAGACUACCAACAAUUACAUGCCUUAACCAGAGCCAGGAAGUUAGCAUCUGCUUCCACAGAGAUGAAGAUCAGAAAAGCUGUGGAGACUUCAAAGGCAGCUAAAGAACAAAUGUUGAUCAAACAACACAAGCAAGUGUGGUGGCAGGAACAGGAGCGGCUGAAGGGAGUCAGAUGUAAAUUGGAGUCUGAAAUAAAAUCUUGUCUCAAUGAAGAGAGCAUUGGAAAUGAAUGUUUUUGUGAGCUUAUGAAUUUUGAGGAAGAGCUGUCAGAACAAUGGUGCACAUAUCUUAAAGCUGUGAUCGACCCAAUUCACCAGCUAAGAACAGACCUGAAGAGACAGCACCACACUUCCCAGCAUGCACCCUGCCAUAAGGGGUCUAAUUCAGCAAUGAUUCUGGAAAAGGUUGACUGUGUCAGGAAACAAUCCAACGCUGACUUUGAAAGACUUGAUCAGGAGCAACAGAAAAUAGAAAAAGACCUUUCAGACUUGAGUGUGAAGUUACUAGAUUAUUGUACAGAUGAAAAGGCUAACCUGCUCAGUGAACAGCCCACGGAGUUAGAGACUUUGGAGUGCCCAUACCCUGAUCUGAAAUCAUCAGUCCUUAAUGAAUUCUGGAACUUUACAGAGAAAUAUCAAAAGAAACUUGAAGACUUUGAUCUGCAAUUAGAAGACAUACACAGAAACUUCCAACUAAGUGAAGAAGAGCAGUGGAUUUACCAGGCUGUCUUAGACCAGUACCCUGGAAAUCUCCUUGGCAGAAGGACUCUGUACUUGGACAUGUUACAAAGAUAUUUUCCUCACAAAUCUAGGCAUGAUUUGGUAGAACAUGAGAAAUACUAUGACCAGUACCACUUUGCUGGAGAGCAGAGAAGAAUCCUGAUAGACAGUUGGACUAAGAGUAGGAAAGACUUUAUACAGAAAGCCAUGCUGACCCUCCUUGAGGCCUGUGCAGUUCAUGAAAUGGAGAGCAUGUUGGCUAAGGACAGGAGACGACAGCAGGAACUGUGCGCUGAUCUGAAAGCCAAGGUUUUUCAAUGGCGAGCCCACCAGGAAGAGUUAGCAAGACUGGAGAUGGAAAUUUCAGUCAGAAGAAGAGAAAGGGACAAGGAGAAAGAGAAACUAUGGAAAAAGAAGGAAUUGCUACAAAGGGAAGAGACAAAGACAAAGAUAAGGAAAUACUGGGCCGAGAAACAACAGAAGUGGCAAGAAAUGGAACUGAGAGAUGUGCAGCGUCUAGAAGAACUCAAGGCAUUAAUGGCUGAACAGUCCGUGAAAGACAGAGAAAGGAUUAAAUAUAGACAAGAAUUAUUGGAGAAUCGUUUGAUGGAGAGAAAAAAACUGGCCCUUCAAGAAGUUCAAGAAGAAGAAGAACGAGAGAGGCGCCUGGAAGCCCUUCGAAAACAGGUUGCUGUUGUUGUUCAAUCUGAUCCAGUCAGAAUGAUGUCAGAAACAAUGGCAUGGAAAGCUAGGACAGGCACUGAAAAUGAAGAUGAAUUUAUCCUUCAAAAGCCACUCUUCACUUUGACUACAUACAAUGAGCAGCAGAUAACUUCUGAUCCUAGACUUCGAUUUGAGCUAGCGCUUCGAGAAGCUGGACUCCAUAAGACACUGUACGCCAAAGAGAUGCUACCAAAAAUCAGUCCUCAGAAGCCUCCAAGGAAGGACACAGAGUCCACUAUAUUCAAAGUGUAGAGGGCAUAUGCAAACACCAUAUGAAUAUGGGUAAUGAUGAUAACCACUUCUAAAUGUUUAAAAUCCACAAAAUGUAUAAAUCAUA
This is a messenger RNA of Phodopus roborovskii (desert hamster), 1891 nucleotides long. RefSeq names its product coiled-coil domain containing 148 (gene Ccdc148). Bases 7 to 1806 code for a protein of 599 amino acids. Lineage: Eukaryota; Metazoa; Chordata; Mammalia; Rodentia; Cricetidae. The record is from RefSeq and is a predicted model, not a curated record. The transcript has 14 exons.